AGUCUAAAUAUGCCUCACUUAUGACGGCAAAACAGUUCGGCUGAAGACGUCAUAAUUCAAGGAAUAUAAACUUUCAAUGUUCAAAACAAUCAAGCUGCUGUGUCAUAUUUUAUCAAUUUAACUGGUCUUAUAAACCAAGCAAAAGAUGACUGGAAUAGCGGUAGAUUGGUGUAAACAGACAGAACUCUGAAUAUGAAUGAGAAUGAAAGUUUGUUUCAAACUCUUUAUGACAUUGCACUCGAGUCGAUCUGCAGUCACUGUAUUUCUGCUUCCUCUAAAGUCAGCUGAUUUAAUCGGUGAGGCGGUGACUGACUUGACAUCGAUCUUACCGAGGUCAAAAUAACUUAAAUUAACUUCUAAAAGUUCAGAUAACAGGCCUCUGGCAUCUCAGAGUUGAAAAUUGAAAAGCUUCUAUUAUAGAAAUGGCUUCUUUGCUUUUCUACGGUUCUAAACUGGCAGCAUGUGGACUGGUCCUGAGCAUUUGGGGUGUCAUUAUGCUGGCAAUGCUGGGGAUUUUUUUCACCACACAUUCAGCCGUGCUCAUAGAGGAUGUACCUUUCACAGAGAAAGACUUCAAUUUCCCCCAUGUUGGCAUAGGAUUCUUGUCAUUUUAUCAGGUUCACCUGAACAAGCGUAAGGAAUAUCUGGUGCAUUAGUACCAUCUAGUGAUUGGAGUAUAACUCUACCUCUAAAUUACCUGGUUGUGUUUGUAAUAAUGCUCGAAUGAAUGUAGAUAAUUAAGAAUGUAUUUAACUGGGAUUUUCUUGAUUGCCUUUCUAUCUUUAAGCCUAUCAUAAAAUAUAAGAUGUCCAUUAUUAUUAUUAUUAUUAUUAUUAUUAUGUGGUAAUUCAUUACCUUCCAUAGUUCCAUUUAUCUGUGGUCCUACCAAGCACUGCUGAUAAAUGUUUUAAUUGUGAUUUUAUUUAUACUUAACAUCUAUAGAAUAUACAGACUACAGAAGUACAUGGAAUUUUACAUGGUCACAUUGGUUCUGUUUUCACAAUAAAUGACUGAAAAUAAAACUGCCUGUGCAAUUUGUCAACAUAGGAAUUGA
Molecule: messenger RNA, 1054 nt
Organism: Carassius gibelio (silver crucian carp)
Lineage: Eukaryota; Metazoa; Chordata; Actinopteri; Cypriniformes; Cyprinidae
Product: ribonuclease kappa-A
Exons: 3
Coding region: 423-656 (77 amino acids)
Molecular function (GO): RNA endonuclease activity
Source: RefSeq, a predicted model, not a curated record